Molecule: messenger RNA, 2230 nt
Organism: Sitodiplosis mosellana (orange wheat blossom midge)
Lineage: Eukaryota; Metazoa; Arthropoda; Insecta; Diptera; Cecidomyiidae
Gene: NELF-B
Product: negative elongation factor B
Exons: 4
Coding region: 189-1958 (589 amino acids)
Biological process (GO): negative regulation of transcription elongation by RNA polymerase II
Cellular component (GO): NELF complex; nucleus
Source: RefSeq, a predicted model, not a curated record
UAGCAUGUCAACGCGCGGGGAAUGCAUGCGAUUGUAUGCGUUUGAAUUUACAACAAACCAAAUUAGUACUGCAUCAUAAGUUUGACAUAUAAAACAUCUGAAUAGUUGUUGAAGAAUUUGAAGUCUCAUAAAAGUUGAAUUUGAUUCGAAAUAUCGGUAAAAUCCAGAAGAAACACCCAUAAAUUUCAAUGUCUACACCACUGAAAUUGCCAGGAACGGGUUUGGAAGAUGUCCGUAUCCCUGGACAAACAUUUUUGAGAGAUGCACUCACUUCGUGCACUGAUCCACUAAAAGCUAUAGAAACUUUCCAGGUUGAAAAUGGCAUACUUUUGCCAUCACUACGGCCCAUGUUGCCGCUUCUGGAUUUGCAUGGCGUCCGGCGCCUGGAUUUUCACACCUCGGUGUUGGAGGAAUUGCGUGAAAAGUUGGUUGCUCGCAUCAAUGAACUAGGCGGUAAAGAGGGACGUGAACGCGACAAGAAGCUUAAAGAGCUGUUGACAAAAAGUUUUCCGGUUGUUCGAGUAAAAUCUUUAAGACCGGUAGUGAUGGGAAUUUUACGUAAUACAGCGCAAAUUGAUGACAAAUAUUUGCGAAUUUUAGUUAGAGAUAAAGAACUCUAUAUGGAUACCGAUACUGAAGUAAAGCGUCAGAUAUGGCGCGACAACCAGAGUUUGUUUGGCGAUGAAGUUUCUCCCCUUUUAUCGCAAUAUAUACGAGAGAAAGAACACAUUCUGUUUGACCACACAAAUCUGACAAAUUUAUUUUUCUUGCCUUCACCAAAAGUAAGGCGCCAGGGUGAAGUUGUGCAGAAGCUAGCUAAUAUGAUCGGCACAAGUGUAAAAUUGUAUGAUAUGGUCUUGCAGUUUUUGCGCACUCUGUUUUUACGUACCAGAAAUGUACACUAUUGCACAUUACGGGCGGAACUGCUAAUGGCACUCCAUGACUUGGAAGUCCAGGAAAUUAUUUCGGUUGAUCCAUGUCAUAAGUUCACUUGGUGUUUAGAUGCUUGUAUAAGAGAGAAGAACGUUGAUAUUAAAAGAUCACGAGAGCUUCAAGGAUUUCUUGACAAUAUCAAACGAGGACAGGAACAAGUUCUGGGAGAUUUAUCAAUGACUUUGUGUGACCCAUAUGCCAUCAACUUUUUGGCCACCUCAGCUAUCAAAAUUCUUCAGCAUUUAAUCAAUAAUGAUGGUUUACCUCGUGAUAAUACCAUCCUAAUUCUGUUGCUUCGUAUGCUGGCACUUGGAUUGAGCGCUUGGGUGAUGAUUGAUUCACAAGACUUCAAAGAACCAAAGCUUGAAAAUCAAAUUAUUAUCAAGUAUUUGCCGGCAUUGAUGUCUCUCAUGGUUGAUGAUCAAGUGCGUCAUCUACAUUCCCGAUUGCCACCCGAUGAACGUGAAAGUGCUAUUACAAUUAUUGAGCAUUCAGGUCCCGCUCCCGAUUCAGUAGAAUCAUUUAUUCAAGAGAGUAGUGUUGCUUCAAUCAUCGCCAUGUAUUACACCUUGCAUACUGCCCGACAAAAGGAUCGUGUAGGAAUCUUGCGUAUCUUGGCUGUUUUAGCAUCAUGCAAGAAUGAUCGAGCCUACGAAGAUCCAUUUUUGCAUUCCCUGAUUGCGCUACUUAUUCCGAUGGCAGAAGAAUUUGUACACGAGGAAUUCUGCACUGGACUCUUUGAUGAGUUCUUAUUUGCUGGUCUAACUCGAGAUAACGUUACCAGGCACAUGUUGAAACUUUUAUGGUAUAUACAUCCAAAGCUCCCACCUGGUCGCCUGACUACAUUGAUGAAAGCUCUUCAACCAACGGCGCAGCACAAUGAAUUGUAUAAUAGUUUAUACAAUAGUUUACAAGAACGAAUUGGAGUUGCAAUCCAAGAAUCAGCCGCUCAAGAGAUAACAGAUGUGGAUUUUGAUUCACCCUUAAAAAGCGUCCCAACGCCUGGACCACAUUACAUGCAAUAAAACCAUUUAAAUUUUAAAGCAAAAAAAAAUUCGAAAUGACCACAAAAUAAUCUGACUACCCAAGAAACGCAAUUUAGUCAUUUUUAACGUUAAAAGAUAUAACGUUUUAAGUCUUUUUUUCCGUCAAAAUCGACUGAAAUUCCAGUGUAAACCAACUGUAUGAAUAUUCGGAACGCUACCCAGUAUCUUUCAAAUUCAAACAUUUGAAAUGACAACCGUUCCAACUACUACUCUGUGCCGAACAAACUGAAUAAACAAACAUCUUACAAGAA